AUGGGCCUAUCACUGUAUAGAAACCGACACACCCUGGUCCAAUACCUUCCACAGCCGCCGCCAGUUGAAGAGCCGCUUCCGCAUGAGGCACAGCUAUGCCAGGCAACCGCCCCAAACAACUCUGUCGCGUCGCCCUCCAACAUGCGCAUUGGAAAAUGCACUGCGCACUACGGGAAGAUACGGCCGACGUACGAACGGGCGCGCCGCACACAUGACCUCCACAACAAAAUCCACGGCAUCCGGCCGCUCGUGCUGCGCGAGGAGCUCGUCGAGGGGCUCUGGAACAAGCCCGCCUUCAUCCUUUCCGUCCUGCUGGACGAGCUGCAGAAGCCCGCGGAAAGCCGGCUGCAGUGGCUCCUCUGGGUCGACAUCGACACCAUCGUGCUCAACCCGUGCGUGCCGAUGCAGGCCUUCCUGCCGCCCGACGACCUAAAGAACGUGCACAUGGUGGUGACAAAGGACUGGAACGGGCUCAACAACGGCGUCUUCUUCGUGCGCGUCGACGCGUGGGCGGUCGAGCUGUUCAGCAACAUCCUGGCCUUCCGGUACUACCGCCCGGACGUCUACCUGCGCUUCACCGAGCAGAGCGCCAUGUCCCUGCUGCUCGAGGAGGAGAAGUUCCGCGACGGCGCCGUGUACGUCCCGCAGCGCUGGUUCAACUCGUACCCGGGCAACGCCAACGACAAGCUCGAGAAGUUCCAGACACGCCGCGGCGACUUCCUCGUCCACUUGGCUGGCUGGGGCGAGAAGAGCAUGAUCAUGAGGGAAUGGCUUGCCAUCGCCGAGAGGCAUGCGCCCGAUUGGAUGCUCGAGUUCUGGCGCACAGCAUAUCCCGAUGAGGUUGAGGAGUUUUGGACAAACUAUGCGGAUAAGGAUUGA
Messenger RNA from Diplodia corticola, 879 nucleotides. Its product is annotated as galactosyl transferase gma12 mnn10 family protein. NCBI's taxonomy places the organism in Eukaryota, Fungi, Ascomycota, Dothideomycetes, Botryosphaeriales, Botryosphaeriaceae. The record is from RefSeq and is a predicted model, not a curated record. Gene Ontology annotation, biological process: protein N-linked glycosylation. Gene Ontology annotation, molecular function: glycosyltransferase activity. The coding region runs from base 1 to 879 and encodes 292 amino acids. The transcript has 2 exons. Gene Ontology annotation, cellular component: Golgi membrane.